CUUAUCUCUUUGUGAACAGUGCCUGUGAUCCCAGUUUCGACAAUAUUUUCAACGUUAUUACAUCUUGAUUCAAUAUUUCAGAAAUGUUUCGUGUCGGAUUUCUAUUUGUUUUGGCAAUUGGUCUCGUUCAUGGCGAUGCUUGUCCGUACGUGAACACACUAGACUGCAAGACAAGGUCGACAGAGGUUCUAUGUGGAACUAAUGGAGUAUCAUAUGACAACAACUGUUACAUGGCCAAGGCUUAUUGUGCUGACAAUACAAUUCAUAAAGUACAUGACGGCGCAUGCGCAACAUCAACCACACCCUCACCGGUACAUGGAAGUGAGCUUGUCCUUGAUAUUUUCUGUUUAGAGUUGAUUCACUUUAAAUGUCCUGCCGGCGGGUUAAAGAUCUGUGGAAGCGAUGGAACAUUCUACGAAAAUAUAUGUGAGUUUGACAAAGCACGCUGUUUCCACCGAACUCUCAAAGACAACGGCGCCAACUGCUCUUAAACGAUUUAAGGAUUCUUAAAUGAUUAGCUGUAAACAGAAAUAAUUAAAUUUAUCAGACA
This is a messenger RNA of Ruditapes philippinarum (Manila clam), 550 nucleotides long. Its product is annotated as ovomucoid-like. Gene Ontology annotation, molecular function: protein binding. Bases 84 to 491 code for a protein of 135 amino acids. The transcript is spliced from 4 exons. The record is from RefSeq and is a predicted model, not a curated record. NCBI's taxonomy places the organism in Eukaryota, Metazoa, Mollusca, Bivalvia, Venerida, Veneridae.